Tachyglossus aculeatus (Australian echidna) is the source of this 7502-nucleotide messenger RNA. RefSeq names its product ankyrin repeat domain 12 (gene ANKRD12). Gene Ontology annotation, cellular component: nucleoplasm. NCBI's taxonomy places the organism in Eukaryota, Metazoa, Chordata, Mammalia, Monotremata, Tachyglossidae. The transcript is spliced from 13 exons. Gene Ontology annotation, molecular function: protein binding. Bases 143 to 6337 code for a protein of 2064 amino acids. The record is from RefSeq and is a predicted model, not a curated record.
UGCUUAUGCUGUUUUGACCAGUACUGAGCAAAAUAAAAGAAGAAAGUCUGGCCACUGCAGACUGAAACCUACUACUGAAGCUCCACUCUUGAUACAUGAUGAGAAGAUUGAUUCGGGACACAGCUAGCUGAACCGCUAUAAAAUGCCCAAAUCUGGGUCCGCAAAACCAGUUCAGAGUGAGAAUUCUGACAGUGACGGAAACAUGGUGGAGAAACCAUCUGGAAGAAAGAGUAAAGAAAAGAUUACAUCCUUCAGCAAAACUCCAAAAGUCGAUAGGAACGAUGGGGGAAAAGAGAUGAAAGAGAAGACUUCUAUGAAGCGUAAACUUCCUUUUACCAUCAGUCCAUCAAGGAAUGAAGAGCGAGAUUCAGACACAGAUUCAGAUCCAGGACAAACAAGUGAAAAUUGGGGGGAGAGACUAAAAUCUUCUUACAGGACAUAUUCAGAAAAAGAAGGCCCGGAGAAGAAGAAGACCAAAAAAGAAGCAGGAAAUAAGAAAUCAACACCAGUUAGCAUUCUUUUUGGUUAUCCGUUGUCCGAGCGCAAGCAGAUGGCCCUUUUAAUGCAGAUGACAGCAAGAGACAACAGUCCAGAUUCCACGCCAAAUCAUUCCUUACAGACCACACCAGCCCAAAAGAAAACUCCAAACUCCUCAUCGCGGCAAAAGGACAAAGUCAAUAAACGCAACGAACGUGGGGAAACUCCUUUACAUAUGGCGGCUAUACGGGGCGAUGCUAAGCAAGUCAAAGAACUGAUAAGUUUAGGAGCAAAUGUGAAUGUGAAAGAUUUUGCAGGUUGGACCCCACUGCAUGAAGCUUGUAAUGUUGGUUAUUACGACGUUGCUAAGGUCCUGAUAGCAGCAGGAGCAGAUGUGAACACUCAAGGACUAGAUGAUGACACUCCGUUGCAUGAUUCUGCAAGUAGUGGGCACAGAGAUAUUGUGAAGUUGCUACUUCGACACGGCGGAAAUGCAUUUCAGGCCAACAAACAUGGGGAGCGACCGGUGGAUGUGGCAGAGACAGAGGAACUGGAACUCUUGCUGAAAAGAGAAAUUCCUCUCUCUGACGAUGAGGAAAUUUAUACAGAUUCCGAAGGAGCUCCAUCUGUAAAUCCUUCCAGUGUUGAUGAAAACAUUGAUUCUGAAACAGAGAAGGACUCUCUAGUCUGUGAAAGUAAACAAGCAAUACCCAGUAAAGCAUCUCUUUCAUCGGGACUUGAUGAAUAUGAGUUCAAAGAUGAUGAUGAAGACGAUGAUGUUGAAAUAAACAAAAUGAUUGAUGACAGACACCUUCUGAGAAAAGAGCUGAGAAAAGAGGAGGAAUGCGAAAUGGACAAAAGUAACUUAUUUAUGAAACAGGAAAAGACUGUAUUUCCAAAAUCAUUUAAAAGUAAAAAACAAAAACCCUCUCGAGUUCUUUAUUCAAGUUCUGAAAGUUCAGAUGAAGAAAUUCAAGACAAAAAGAUUGCUGCCAUUCCCUCUUCUACCCCUGAAACUUCAAUUUCUGAUACAAGGACAAGGAAGGAAUAUAUAGUUUCAAGUGAACUAAAGCCGAAAGGGAAAGUAAAAAGGAAACUAAAGAACCCAAACAAAAACAAAGAAAAUCAAGAAUUGAAGCAAGAAAAAGAUGGAAAAGAAAAUACAAGGUUAUCAAAUUUAGUAGCGUGCCCUGCGUUAGAAUCAUUAGAGAAGACCAAAGAAGAGGAGAGUUUUAGAAAAUCUUUCAGCCCGAAAGAUGAGACUUCAUUACAGUUGUUCGAAAUUCCUGCCGAAAAAUCUUCUAAACUUCCUUGUGGAUUCAGUGAAAAGCAGUCAACACCCCUGAAGCAAGAAAACCCGAAAAUGUGUUUAUCACCUAGCAGUUCUGAAAUGUCAUUACAGUCUGACCAUGUACGGUAUGACAAUAAUAUAGAAUCUGAGUUCCUGUUGGAAAGUUCGAGUGGAAAACCUUGCAAACACAAAGAAAAAAUCAAGCAUCAGAAAGAUUUCCACUUGGAAUUUAAUGAAAAAUCUAGUCCAAAAAUUAAAGAGGAUGAUCCUAGUCCAGCAUUUGAAAAUUCAGACUGUAUGUUCAAAAAAUGUGACAAAGAGGGUAAGGCACUAAAAAAGCAUAAAUUAAAGCAUAAAGAAAGAGACAAGGACAAACACAGAAAAGAGCAGGACGUUGAGAAAGAGAGAAACAGGCAUAAGGACAGUGUUAAAGAAGUGCAAAGAAAUGUUGAAUUUGACAGAGAAUUUUGGAAAGAGAACUUUUUUAAAAGUGAUGAAACUGAAGAUUUGUUCUUAAAUACGGACCACGAACCGCUGUCAUCAGAGAAAAAGUUAAAGGUGGAGAAAACAAAAGACGACAAAACAACAAAGGAAAAAAAUAUCCCCAAAGAGAGAGGUUUUAAAGAUGAAAGAGAAAAAACUAAAAGAGAAAAUGAGAAAUCUUUAAAGGAGGAGAAAAUAAAGGACUUGAAGGAAGAAAGGGAGAACAUGGCCACAGAUAAAGAACCAGAAUUUUCCUUUUUGAGCACGUGUGCCAAGGAAGAAUCUGGAGGAUUUCAUUUAAUAGAAAAAGAAAUGGAAAUGGAGAAACAGGAAAAGAACAUAAAGGAAAAUAAAGAUAGGUCUGAGAAGCGACCCCAAAAUAAAGAAAAAGAUAAUGAGAAAAUGGAUAGAAAAAAUGCAGAAAAAGAGAAGAAGGUGAAACAUGACCAUAAACCAGAGAAAGACAAAUUAGAAGUUACCGAGUGUAUAGAAAAAUCAAAGGAAAAAGACAAAAAUUUACAGCCAUCAGAAAAAUGUCAUAAAGAAAGCGAUAAAAUAAAAAAUAUGAUUCCCGUUAAAAAGCCUGAUGACAAAGAAAGAAGUAGAGAUAAAAUAGAUAAAAAGCAUGACAGAGAAAAGCUUGAGAGAGAGAGACAUUCGGGUGACAGCAAAGAAAAGCACUCCAGUGACAAAAAAGUGAAAUCCUCAGAAAAAGAUAAUGACUAUAUCAAAUUGGAUAAAGGCAAAAAUAAAGAAAAAGAAAAGGAGGUAGAAAAAAGAGAAAGGUUGAGGGAGAAGGAAAGUGCAGUUAUAGUCAAUUCUAAGCACAUGCCGGAAGAGAAGAGAUUGAAUAUUGCAGAAAGCAGUAAAACAUUUCAUGAGAAACUUUUUCCCCUUAAAGAAAAACCGAAAGAUGAACUUUUGAAAACUCCAGAUGGAAAAGAAAAAGAUAAAAAGGAUAAAGAUAUAGACCGAUACAAAGAGCGAGACAAACACAAAGACAAGACACAAGUGAAUAACCUACUUAAAUUAAAAUCUGAAGCAGAUAAGCCUAAACUCAAAGCAUCGCCAGCCCCGAGAGACAUUAGACCUAAAGAGAAGAGGUUAGUUAACGAUGAUUUAAUGCAGACAAGUUUUGAAAGAAUGCUAAGCCUUAAGGACUUGGAAAUUGAACAGUGGCACAGAAAACAUAAGGAAAAAAUUAAGCAGAAAGAAAAGGAACGGCUAAGGAAUCGUUCCUUCUUAGACCUCAAGAUGAAAGAGAAGGAAAGAGCGAAAUAUGCGUUAAAUGACGUGAAAAAUAAAGAGCUGAUUAGGUCCAAAAGUUCAGAGUUGGCGGAAGCUUACGGCAAGGAGAAACAGUCGAAAGAUGCUACCCGUAACAGAUCUCAGUCUGUAGAUACCAAGGCCGUGCCAAGCCUUCGAAAGGCCCCCUUGGUUGCGGAUAACAGUUUGAACCGAUCUCCUAGGUCAGAAAGUGACAAGGCAGGUCUGAGCUCUCGGUCCGUGUCCAUGAUUUCCGUUGCCAGCUCAGAAGACUCUUGCCAUACCACGGUCACGACUCCAAGACCCAUGGUUGAGUAUGAUUCGGAUUUCACGUUAGAAGGCCCGGAUUCCCAGAUGGUCUUUGCCCAGGCACCGUUUUUGCUCGCUGCCAGAUCUCCAGCCCUCCUUGAAAGAGAGUCGGUUGGCACCGCCGAGCUGCCGGACCAGAUGAAACCAUCCUUUGCCAACCGACUUCCUCUCCCCUAUGUUAGGUCGUCUUCUGUUGAAGACGGGAAGCCUGGUAUAAAUGAGCCUAGGCCUAUUGUAGAAGUGCGAAGGAGCAGUAUGCCGCCUGUCAUUUCUGAGCAAUCUAAGCAGUUUCAAGCAGUAUCCGAAGAAAACAAUCCGAGCGUCGUAUUAACCGUUCCGGCUCACGUUUGCAUUUCCCCCAUGCCUGAGAUGUGCGCUUGCAACGUGUCUGAAAAGGACUUUUCAAGUAUGCCCAACUUACAUUCCAGUUACAUGGCCUCCCCACCUAGACCUGGAAAUAGCAAAUACGUUUCAUCGGAUUCGAACGUGUUUAAAAACGCGGCCCAAAUGAGUCCUUUCGCGGAAAGCCCUAUGCCCCCAGAACUGUGCAGUCAGAGCAGUAUUGCUCAGCCAGAUAAACCAUGGGACGUGGCUUUGGGCCGACUUGAGUCAUUAAGCACCAGUGACCUUAACUGCUCAAGUUACAGAGCAUCGGAGCAGAAUCUGGCUAGCCACGGCUUAUGUAAUUCUGAAAAUAGGACAGUCAAAGAACAGAGUGUUUCUGAGGUAUUACCUCAACACCCGACUGAACUUUUAGGAAAUUCCUGUGCCCGGGAAACAGCGUCCUUUUUGCCAUCUCAGCCUCCCUGUUCUUUCCAUAUCCAGGCAGUCUCAGAAUUGGAAUGUCUUUCCAAGCAUGUGUCUUUGUCAGGUUCUGGGAAUCAGGGGUCAAGCUUUGUACAGCAGCCGAAUUCAGUUCAGACUAUCACCUCUGACCUGGACCCCGUCGCCGAGCCCUCCAGAGAGAUUGAAAACACCGUCUUCCCAACAGACAUUAAAAGGACCGAUAGUUUUGUCACUAUGUACUCCGAGAAUGCCGUCGAGGAUGCCGCACCACGUUUUGAAAGGAUUUGUUCUCUGCCUGCACUACAGGCUGAAAAAGAUUUUCCUGUAAGCGAUGGCUGCCCACAACUAAGCGUGCCUCCGAUUGCGUUUAGCAAAAUACUUUAUAAAACUUCUCAAGUUCCUGAAGAAGAUAGCGCAGCUGUCGCUCAGAUCAUUCCGAAUGAAAGAGACAACAAACUUGAGCAUUCAAUUGCAACUCAUGCAUCUAGCAAUAAACCCGAUUUUGAUUUAUAUGCAGGAGUGCCUAAAGGAAAUCUAAAUGAGCCAGCUAACCAGAAGUAUUACAGUCUGAGUGGGCAAGGAAUGGUUUCUAUAGGCCAUGAGGACCCGUCACAAGGUGCUUUGUUAAAUUUGGAGCGUAACCUGCCCCAUUUGCUUCAACCGGAGGAACACAAGUGUAAUCUGCCAACCAAGCCAGAAGUAGAGGAACAUGCCGAACACCAUCAGACUACUCCAAGGAUAACCAGAAACCGAGCCAAUGUAAUUGCAAAUCAGAGUAAGCAGAUCCCUACCAGCUGCCUGCCAUUAUCAGAAAGAGAAAAUGAGUCUGCCUCUCCUAGAGGAAGAAUCAGAUUGACGGAGGAAGAGGAUGCUCAAAUUCACCAUCCACGCAAAAGAAAAAUGUCCCGGGUGCCCCAGCCCGUGCAGGUCAAUCCCUCCCUUUUACAAGCGAAGGAGAAAACGCAGCAGUCUCUAGCAGCUGUUGUAGACUCUCUGAAGCUAGAUGAGAUUCAGCCGUACAGUUCUGAAAGAGCAAAUCCGUAUUUUGAAUACUUGCAUAUAAGGAGAAAAAUAGAGGAGAAACGCAAAUUAUUGUGCAGCGUCAUACCUCAAGCGCCUCAGUAUUAUGAUGAGUAUGUGACAUUUAACGGCUCAUACCUGCUAGACGGAAAUCCUUUGAGCAAGAUUUGUAUCCCUACUAUCACACCACCGCCUUCAUUGUCAGAUCAACUGAAGGAACUUUUUCGGCAACAAGAAGUUGUGAGGAUGAAACUACGUCUGCAGCACAGUAUUGAGAGGGAAAAGCUUAUUGUGUCCAAUGAACAGGAAGUCCUGCGGGUCCAUUAUCGAGCCGCAAGAACCUUAGCAAAUCAGACCCUGCCAUUCAGUGCCUGUACUGUUCUGCUGGACGCAGAAGUAUAUAAUGUGCCACUGGACUCCCAGGUCGAUGACAGUAAAACAUCUGUGCGGGAUCGAUUUAAUGCAAGGCAGUUCAUGUCGUGGUUACAAGACGUUGAUGAUAAGUUUGAUAAAUUAAAGACGUGUCUUCUGAUGCGACAGCAACACGAAGCAGCCGCUUUGAAUGCCGUCCAGAGACUGGAGUGGCAGCUUAAACUUCAGGAGCUUGAUCCUGCUACUUAUAAAUCAAUCAGCAUUUACGAAAUUCAGGAAUUUUAUGUUCCUCUAGUUGAGGUUAAUGAUGACUUUGAAUUAACACCUAUAUGAUAGCUAUCACGUCCCGAUCAUGUUUCCCGUGAAGAUCGUUUGGUGGUCAAAGAUGGACCUCGUUGGGUAGAGCGCUUAAUAAUGUGGAGCAUUGCCUUCUCCGCUAAUCUGGGUUGACCGAUUGUUUAAUAGUGUUUUGUUAAAGUGGGUUGUUGUGCAUACUCUGACAUUUACGGAUAAAUGGCGUGAACUCAUUGGGCUGCAAGACGCGGAAACAAUUUCCACGAAUGACUUAUUUAUGUUCAUGAAAACUGAACGAAAAGAUUUGAGUUUGCUGAUAAAGGUCUGGCGUUUAGUUUAAAAAUAGGGAAUUAGCAGCUAACGGCGCGGGAAGCCGUUGGCAGGAUAAACUAACAGCCACUGCUAUUUAAAUAUUUUACAAGUUUUAUUAAAGUAUGAAUCAUUAAAUUUAACAGUGGGACUCCCACAGAUAGCCUAUGUUAAAAAGAAAAAUCCUGUGGAAGAAGAAAAAUGAAGAAAUAGAUGAUUGUCCAGCUUAUUAUAUUUGUAAAUUAACUGUACAGUUUUCUUUUUUGCAAAAGAUGUAUUAUUGUCUUCAUUUUCAAAUAACUUAUUUUACACAUACUGUGCAAAUGUAAAUAGCCUUGUAAUUACUAGUCAGAAUCUGUACAAAGAAAUGGAUCUUUUUAAUUGUAAAACCGUUUUGUCUAAUGUUUUAUUGGACCAAAGUUGUCGUUUUUAUUCAGCGUAGUGUGUUCACACUGGCAAUUUUUGAGUAAGGCAUGUGUUUGGCUUAGCUUGUUUCAUCACCAUAAUUGUUGAAAUUGUGACUUAGCUGUAAUGCAUGCUUCACCCAAUUCCGAUUCUUACAGUAAACGAUUCCUAAUCUGUCGUAAAACCUACAUGCCCACUGUUUCAUCUUCGUCUGUUCCGGAAUGCCUGUGAUUUCCCGUGUUGAAAAUAUUUUUACUUAAAUUCAAAAUGUGAAAAAAAAAAAAUAACUUUCCUAAUAUUGUGUGGUCUCAUAGUAGAGCCUAUUUUUAUCCCAACAAAAUACCUUUGGAUGAAAAUUCUCAAAUUGUAAAUUGUCUAUUUUAAUAUUUACGUAUGCAGAGGUCUGUAAAUACAUGUAUAUAUGUUUAAUAAAUUUUAUUGGUCAUGUUAAUUCAUUGAAAAACUUUUUUAUAUUGUUGAAAUUAAAUAU